Molecule: messenger RNA, 2121 nt
Organism: Anneissia japonica
Lineage: Eukaryota; Metazoa; Echinodermata; Crinoidea; Comatulida; Comatulidae
Exons: 3
Coding region: 315-1172 (285 amino acids)
Source: RefSeq, a predicted model, not a curated record
UUUUGGAAGCAACAUAUAGUCGAAGUUUCCUUAAGAUUAUGAUAUCAUGCAUCGCCUUUGUGAUUCAAAUUUACAUACAUUUUAUUAAUAACCUACUAUUCAACGGAGGGAUUACGGUAAAAUUGUAAAUAAAUUAUCAUAAAGUCUAAUUUAUUGAAAUAAAUCACCAGGAGUGAAUGCGGAAGUACACAAUCAACAGCGCCACAAAAUAGUAAACAAACAAUGGAGUUUCACGAAAAGGCGCUAUCAUUUCUUUGUUUCUGCUGUGGAAAAAAAAAAUCAAGGUGAACGAUGAGAAAUACAAUUUGGAUAAUAUGAACAACAGGCCUGCAUCUUAUGAUAUUAAUAAUAAAAACAAUCCAAAGUCACUAUGCUCCACAUGUCAUUCUCGUUAUUGCAAAGAGCAUAAGAUUACCCCUUUUGAGUUUACAGCACACAAAGAGUUCUGUUUAACAUGUUACUUGUAUACAAAUCAAUUAAGACCAGGUCCCAGACCAAAGAAGUUUAUGAUUAACUCUAAUCCAAGAAGUGAAAGUGGCACUUUUGAAACAUUUUCUGCUUUGGCUACGGUUAAUCAACAGUUUCAAAUUUUGCACAAAGCAGAUGAAGUGUAUCAAUGCAACAUUUGCAAUAAACUUCUGUCAUUGGAUAGUGUGAAGACACCAUGUGAUCAUUUUUUUUGUGCUUUUUGCAUAAAUAAGCUAUUCAAAGCAAUUCGCAAGUCAUCAAUCCAAUGCUUUUGCUGUAGUUACAAUUUUAGCCAGAAAGAUCUGAACAAAAUUCCUCAAAUAAUUGAGCAUACAAUAACAAUGGUUCCACUUCAGUGUCGCAAAUGUAAAGAGCAACUCGUAUUAAAUGGAACAAUUAACCACAUUUGUAAAAGUAACAAGGAACAAGCCUUCUUCAAAAUCCGAAAUGCUGUUCAGGAAAUUGAAGAGGCCAGGGCGGAAAACCACAUAUGUCCAACUGAACUCACAGAUUUAGCUCAUAAAUUAGUACACAGAGAAACCCAGGUAUCUAAUGGAAAGUUGUCAAUAAAAACUCAAGGACGGCCACUAAAGAUGGUUACAGAAUCAAAAACUGAAACAGUAAAGGUGAUUUCUGAUAUUGAUAAGCAGAAAAUGGAUGCAAAGAGAUGCCUAGGCAUAAUGAAUGCUUGCAAAAUUAAUUGAAGUCAGCAACGAGCAUUACGGAGGUAAAAUAAUACUUAUUGAUAAUGCAUUAUCAUCUAAUAAAUCCUAAGUAAAUAAAACAAUUCAAUAUAAUGUAACAUAAUAUAAAGUUUGUUUUAUUCAAUUUUAUUACAGUACAAAGAAAUUAACAUAAAAUAAAAGUAUUAAGAAAUUAAUUAAGAAACAUAUUAUUACAAUAAUUAUAAUAGCUAAAGAAAAACAACAAUUUUUCAGUAACUCAGGUAAUAAUACAGUAAGGUACAGUAACUUGUUGUUAUGGAAUUCACAAUAUUCUCUUGCUACAUUUUAAUAUAUAAUUUCAGAUUCUGCCCAGGUUUCUUUGCAUCGGAAAGGCAAAUGAGGUCCCUACAAGAAAAGAAUGUUGGCGACUACUUAAUGAAAUCAAUGGAGUACAUGUUUGUAAAACGGGAAGGGGUGACAUCCAUUGGAGGCUUAGUCCUGGAAGAAGUGCCAGUAGUCAGAAUAACCAAGAUCAAGCAGCUGUUAUAUGACUACUUAAAUCAAUAUGACAAGUAAGUUAAACUGUUUUAUUAUUUACAUAAUUUUAUUUAUUUACAUUUAUUAAUUGAUAAUAAUCUAGUGUCAUGUACUACAGUAUUGUAAAAACAAAUUUUAUAUCAAGAGAAACAUACUAAAAAUGAAUCCUGUAUAAAAAACAAGUGUAAAUGUAACUCUUAGUACUGAAUAGAAUAUUAUGCCAAACCCUCACUAUAUUUUUUGUAGGUCAGAAGAACAGUUGAAUUUUCACAAUGGUGACAUUCUUUUGAAAUUUGGUGGGGACAAAGGCGGCAAUUCAACCAAGUUUGAACUUCAACUUUGCUGUUUAGCUAAACCUAAUGCCCUUUACAACAUCAUUGUAGUCCUUGUGUUUGAGGCUCCAGACCUCACAAUUAACAUCGAAAAAGGACUGAAUCUCAUUAUUGAUGAU